Oryzias latipes (Japanese medaka) is the source of this 5889-nucleotide messenger RNA. It is a transcript of the gene ino80da, whose product is annotated as INO80 complex subunit Da. The record is from RefSeq and is a predicted model, not a curated record. Gene Ontology annotation, cellular component: nucleus. NCBI's taxonomy places the organism in Eukaryota, Metazoa, Chordata, Actinopteri, Beloniformes, Adrianichthyidae.
UCAAAAUAAAAUUCUAAUUGUUUCUUGUGUUUUCGGUGAUAUAACUUGACCAAACUUUUCAGACAGGAUUUGCGCUCGUCUGGUUUUUUGUUUGACACGGGCUGCCCUGUCAGUGAACAGCACGCAGCAGUCAGUGUGUGUGGCAGCAGGGCUGAUAACACAUCAUGUGGAUGACAGUCGUGCUCCAGGUGGAUUUUUACACUCUUUAACAUCAAUCUGCCUUAAUUUGUCAGUUUUCAGCGUGCACAUCUGAAACUGCACAGUCCUUCACAAAAACUGUAACAUGCGUCCCGAUCAGUUAUUUACAGGAUCCCGGCACACAAAAGAUAUUUUAACAAAGUUGAGUUUCCAAUAUGGUAGGAGAGGUUGUUGUUGUUGAGCGGAUUGUUGUCAUGUCCCCGCAGUGCCUGUAGUGGUGCUGUGAUGAGUCUGCCUUGGACCCAACAAAAAUCCUAGGCAGCCUACCUACUGCUUGUAUUCGCUGUGGAUAGUCUAUUUUUACAUUCACCGUUAUUUUCAAGAGAAAUCCAACUCGAUGAAGACCAUCGCUAACAACCUAUCUGGACGAUCGAUGCGCAAAUAGCCUAGCUGAUUCUGUUAGACAUUUCAGCGGUCUGUCUGGAGCGAAUACCUUUGGCAGCCUAUACCAAUUCAAGCUGAUGUCAAGGACAAGAGUCACGUGAUGUAUGAAGGCAAACACAUACACUUCUCAGAGGUGGACAAUAAGCCGUUGUGCUCAUAUAGUCCGAAGCUGUGCAAACAGCGCAGACUAAAUGGGUACGCGUUCUGCAUCCGCCAUGUUCUGGAGGACAAGACGGCUCCCUUCAAGCAGUGUGAAUAUGUGGCAAAGUACAACAGCCAGCGGUGUACCAACCCCAUCCCAAAGUCUGAGGAUCGCAGGUACUGCAAUAGCCACCUGCAGGUUCUUGGCUUUAUACCGAAGAAGGAGCGGAAAAAGAAGCACGAUGCUUUGGAGGAGAUGCGCCCUCGAGCGCACUUGGAGUCAGUAGCUCUAAACAUAACUGUUCCCUCUUUAGUUCUGAAAGCUCCCAAUGGCAUUGAGGACCUUCCACCAUCUCCCCCCUGUGCACGUCUGUUACCCCUCCCCGACGGGGAGUUACUGGACCCUUUUGCCUUUUACGAGGAUGAUACAGAUGGGGACGAAGUGGGCCCUGCUCGAAAGGGCAGUGCUUUGAAGAAAAAACUACAGAGUCGGCUGAUGCACAAUCAGAAACUCUGUCAAGACGCCAAUUUCCAGCCACCUCCUGAGCACUUUACUCCCUCCCCCAUCCCCCGGGCGCAACCCUCGUCCCCUCUCAACACUCAUCUCCCGAGGCAUCAACCAGGUCUUCUCCAGCAGUGUCAGCACUCCAGCGCAACUUCCUUCACCUUCCCAGGGCAGCAGCAGGGUUUAUUAUGCAAUCCACCACCACCUCAGACGGUCAACUUUCUGCCUCCAGGGGUGCCUGCGAACGCAGCGCCCAGUCCAGGGCAACACGCCGGACCAUCGCUCGGCAGGAAAACGCCUUUCACCGCAACACAGUUGCCCAACUGCAAGGAUGACGGCAGCAACAAUCAGCAGCAUGUGGUCGUCAUGCGUCCAAAGGCCUUCACACCUCCGGUCAGCUGCCUGGUCAGGCUGCAACACCUGGUGCAGAUCUGUGCCAAGAGACAUCGAGAGCAUGGAGACCUCUUUCCUCAUCUCGGGUUGGACUGGUCGGAGGACAGUGGAGAUGAUGACAUCGAAGAAGCAGAGGGAUUCACUCCUUCUCAGGUGUUCAGGCCGCCAAACGGGUUGGAUGAAGACGGCGGGUGCUCGCGGAGAACGCGACUCCUGCGGCUUUGCUCGUACCUCCAGGAGAAAUACAAGCACAUGUGCCGGCAGGAGAGGGUGCGCAUUCGCCAGAAGAGAUACCGUUACGUCUUUCGCAAAGCCCUGCUGCACGCCGCCAGCAGCAACCCGGACUGUGCGGGGCAGCUGAUGCAGGAGUUGAACGGUGGAUCUCAAACCUCUACAUGUCUGUCUCCAACGAAGCGGCAGAGCUCAGAUCCAGGGACUUGCACCGGCAACACCAAAGGCCACACCUGCAGCAACAGAGCUCUGCCCUUCACUCAACACUGCUUUCAGCAUAUUCUGUCGAAUCGUUCCCAGCAGCUCUUUGCGAGCUGCACAGCCAAGUUUGCGGAUGGUCAGCAGUGCUCCAUACCCGUGUUUGACAUCACGCAUCAGACCCCCCUCUGUGAAGAGCAUGCCAAAAAGAUGGAUAACUUCCUCCGAGGUGAUGGAAACCGGCGAGUGCAACACCAGCAGCAACAGCGAAAGCCACGGAAAAAGACCAAACCGCCAGCACUCACCAAAAAACACAAAAAGAAGAGGAGGAGAGGGCCCCGGAGGCCCCAGAAGCCCAUCCCCCCAGCGCUGCCCCAGAACCUUGGAAUGCCCUUGUCGAGUCUGGCGAUGCCCUCGCACACCAGCGUCAGGAGUCCUUCAACUCCGGACCUGAGUGCGGACGAGCUUCCUGAUGAUAUCACCAAUGACAUCACAGACAUUCCAAAUGACCUCGAGCUAAACCACGAGGAUUUCUCCGACGUGCUGCCGAGACUACCUGAUGACCUGCAGGACUUUGAUCUGUUCGAAGGUAAGAACGGGGAGCUGCUGCCCACCACGGAGGAAGCAGAGGAGUUGGUACGAGCUCUGCAGGCAAUGGGCUCCUACCCGGACUCGCUGGUGUGCCUGACCUCCAUCGGAGAUCUUGCGGCGGCGGCCGAAGGCGUGGACCACAGAGCAAUGCCUGUGUUCCCCGGGCCGGUGCAGCAAGGAGGCAUCGGUGAUCUGCUCCACAGCCGCAUCCCCGCCGAGAACUUCACCGCCCUCGAGUUGGAGGACAAUCUCCUGCAGUCGACUGGCGACCACUUUCCCCCAUCGCCGCCAUCUCAACCCCCCAACCACCCCCCGACCAUGUGCUCCAGCCUUACCUCCUCUUCCCCUGCCAUCGCCCCCUCCACCACCUCCCUGCUCACCCAGACCUCGCUAACGGAACAAACGUUUUCUCGGACAAAAGCAUCCCACGUCCUGGCGAAACCGGAAACCUCCACCUCCUCCCCGCAAGGCAGUCACUACAGCGGGGAGCACGUGUCGCCCCCCCCCAGUGACCACAUCUCUUCCCCCCAUACCGGCUCCUUCCAGACAGACGCCCCGCUUCUGCUGGAGGUCCCUCUCAGCGGCGUACCGGGGCCCCCGCGGUCAAUGUGGAACAACCUCCCCCUCCCCCUCACCGAUCCCACCCAGUUUGGCAGCCUCAUCUCCACUGCUCUGUCCACCCCCCCUGCAACCAGCCACUCUGUGGCGCUGCAGCCCAUGCCUGCCCUCUCAGCGAUGCCCCAGAGUGCCAUGACAGGUCUAACAGCCCCCCCCACGCCUUCGUCCUCACUCCCAUCCUCCUCGCACGACCUGCUGACCUCCACGCAGCCCAAGCAGCAGCUCCCUCAGUUCAGCGCGGCCUUUGGCCAUCAACUGGCCUCCCACAGUGGCAUCCCAAAAGACGUUCAGCCCAGCCAUAGCUCCACGGCGCCGCCUGCUGGCUUCUCCAUCGUUGGCGCCACCGCUGCAAGUGCCAACAACGCCACACCGCCCUUCACACAAAGCAAAUGAGGACGGCGAGGCGUUGCAGCGUGGACCCAACAAUCCAGCAGCGUGCCUCCGACUCCGACCGUGUGCGCAGCGUGGUUCCGGUGCACUAUGUGACAAUGAGUUUGCACAACGUUCCUCAACAUUUUCCACUUGUUUUCCCCUCCGCACCCUUUUUCCCAGUCGGAGCGAGCUCACCUGUUCGGAGCCCUGCGUGUUGGCCGGCGUGGUGGAAAAUCCCCGGAGGGACCCCAGCGAGACCACGCAGUUCCUCAGAGAUCAUAGAAACCUGGAAUCAUUGGAAAGACGUCAGCUGAACCAUGCCUUGCUCAGAUUUUUAAAAAGUGUUCGUUUCACCACCCGCUUCACAAACUGUUGGGACAUUUUUGUAACCCCCCCUCCUCCCCUCCCCCAUAAAUGUUUUAAAGCUGUAUACCUGUUAUCAUAAUAUAGAGUCAAGAUUUCAGCCGUAUGAAUUUACCAAAAUACUUUUAAACAGCCAAUUUUAUAUUCUAUGUGGUGUAAGUGCUCAUUUAUCGUCAAAAAUCUCAGACCUCACCAUUGCUUGUGGCCCUCUGAGCAGCCUAGUAGACACUUGAAGGUAAAUCUACGUUCUUAAAGCAAUAAACACACCAUCCUAGAGUAUUGUGAGGCGUCAUCACACGCUGAAACCAGCCGCUCUCCCUUAUUGGCCGCUCUGAUUUUUUUCACUCAGACCGACCCCCUCCCUUCCUCACGCCAGCAGACUUUUGGUUUUUUUUAUUUUGUUUUUUUUCUUAGAAAUGCAGAAUGAGCUUCAGUGUUACGGUGAGGACGGCGGUGGCACAAGUGCAGGGAUGUUUUCAGUGUCUACUCUCAAAGGUGCUCUGUGCUCCACACGUACAAUGGUUUCUCAGUGGCUUACAUGUUAAAAAAAGCUCAGUCAACCCGAGGAGGCGGGGCUUAAGCUGUUGCUUGGAAGUAUAUAUUUUAACUCAUGCUAUAAACUGGUGGGUUUUUUUGUUUUUUUUUGCACGUCUGAAGUAAAGCACUGUCUCUUUUUUAAGCUCACUUCUAAAGUGAUUGUUUUUUUAAGCUACAUGAAGCAAAUCUGGGGUCUUUAACUUAGGGAAGCGAGGCUCCUCCUAACUCGCACAGCAGUACAACCAUGGCUUUUGAUAGACAUUAGACAGAUCAUAAGACGAUGUUGAAUAUUAGAUAUAUAGAAUAGAAGUCUCUAUCUUGGGGUUUGUUGGUGAUUUCUUGAGUAGCGAUGGGUUGAAAUUGUUUUUUUCUUCUUCAAUGUAAUCAGUGGAACCCGCGUCUUGUUGGAUGGAUCUGUUUUUUUUAAUGGCUAUCAAGUGAUUGUCGGAAGGAUCACUGUUUGUUUGUUUGUUUGUUUGUGUGUUGUUUCUCUUUGUCCUUAAUAUUAUUAUUCUGUGGGACGAGUUUUUUUUUUUUUUGAUAGCCAUUAAAGAAGACUUGGGAGACGGCAUGGCACAGCACCCGUGUGUGUGUGAGAGUGUUUUUAUCUGAAAACAUCAUGGUUACUGACCUGUUUCUCGUUUUAUUUUGGAAGCUACACUGAUCAGUAUGACUUUUUGGAUCUAGUUUUGCACAGGAGUGGAAGAGGCUGCUGAUGUUUCACAUGCCCCAUGUUUGAUUUGCCUUUUUUUUUUUUUUUUUUGACCCCCGUCUGGAUGGACUCACAUUUGACGAACAGCUGCCAUCAUUACUAGCUCUAAGCAUGCCCCCUCCGCCCAUCUCCAGCUGUUCGGAGGCCCGGUUCUGUUUCUCCCAAAGGAGAAAACAGAAGUGCAGACCUAUGGCUCCACAGGAAGAGGCGGGGCUUCUUACUUGCUGCAGCGCUAUUGGAAUAAACAGUGAAGAGACUGGAAAGGGAUGUUUGAGAUGAGGCAAUACUGCUGUAAGUCACUGCACCAGUUUGAACCCCCUCCCCCAAAGAACAAAAGCUCACAGGGCUCAUAGGCACAGGUCACUGCUUAAGAGAUGGCUAACAAAUUCCUAUACUCAUUGAAUGUACUGUAUUAGUGUUUUUAAGGAUAGGAUGAGCUAACCGAGUCACCUUUUGUUAUCUGGUCCUUGUUUAUUUGUCUAAGGUAUUUUUUGUAUACAAAAGUUUACAUUUUUAUGUAUAUUUUUCUUGUGUACAAAUUAUGUAAUAAGUGUACAAACACUGUACGUAAUAUCUGUAUAUAGUGUGAGAAAAUUGAUCUUUUGUUUUUGGAUGUAUAAAUAAAAACUUGCUGUGAGGUAAUGAA